Chlorocebus sabaeus (green monkey) is the source of this 1180-nucleotide messenger RNA. The record is from RefSeq and is a predicted model, not a curated record. NCBI's taxonomy places the organism in Eukaryota, Metazoa, Chordata, Mammalia, Primates, Cercopithecidae.
UUGUUAUUUGUUUUCUGGUUGUUUUGUGGACUUCUCUUCCUUUUUAAAAUCUUUCCAGUCUUCCUUUAUUGAAGAUAAUUUUCUCUGCUUGUAUGUGUACAGAUUUUUCUUAAUGCCUAGUUUAUGGUAGUUACACACUUGUGCAUCUGUAACAGUCCUCUCUUUACAUUUGCAUAUACUUCCAGCACUAUAAUUUAAAUUUAUAAUGUUGUUUGGAUGCCUUCAUCAUGAUUCAUGUACCCGUGGAUUGCGACAACAAAUGUGCCAUUUUUCUCCUUUUCGAUCAGUUUUUACUUGUGUCUUGUCAGCUAAAGUCCGGGAAGAGAUUGAACGUGUGAUUGGCAGAAACCGGAGCCCCUGCAUGCAGGACAGGAGCCACAUGCCCUACACAGAUGCUGUGGUGCAUGAGGUCCAGAGAUACAUUGACCUCCUCCCCACCAACCUGCCCCAUGCAGUGACCUGUGAUGUUAAAUUCAGAAACUACCUCAUCCCCAAGGGCACAACCAUAUUAAUUUCCCUGACUUCUGUGCUACAUGACAACAAAGAAUUUCCCAACCCAGAGAUGUUUGACCCUCGUCACUUUCUGGAUGAAGGUGGCAAUUUUAAGAAAAGUAACUACUUCAUGCCUUUCUCAGCAGGAAAACGGAUUUGUGUGGGAGAAGGCCUGGCCCGCAUGGAGCUGUUUUUAUUCCUGACCUCCAUUUUACAGAACUUUAACCUGAAAUCUCUAGUUGACCCAAAGGACCUUGACACCACUCCAGUUUUCAAUGGAUUUGCCUCUGUGCCACCCUUCUACCAGCUGUGCUUCAUUCCUGUCUGAAGAAGAGCCGAUGGUCUGGCUGCUGCUGUGCUGUCCCUGCAGCUCUCUUUCCUCUGGGGCGUUAUCCACCUUUCACUAUAUGUGAUGCCUUUUCUGGCCUGUCAUCUCACAUUUUCCCUUCCCUCAAGAUCUAGUGAACAUUCAGCCUCUGUUAAGGAGAGUUUCCUAUGCUUCACAAUGCAAAUAUAUCUGCUAUUCUCCAUAGUCUGUAACGGUUGCAUUGACUGUCACAUAAUACUGAUACUUAUCUAAUGUUGUUAUUAAUAUGUUAUUAUUAAAUAGAGAAAGAUGAUUUGUGUAUCAUAAUUCAAAGGCAUUUCUUCUCUGCAUGUUCUAAAUAAAAAGCAUUAUUAUUUGCUG